AUGGAGCAACAAACCACUUUUGUCAGUCAAUCCGCUUUGUUAAAUAUUGAUUUGUUACAUAUAAUCUUUGAAUAUUUCGAGUAUCAGGAUGACAUGUUCAACGGAUUACUUGUACAUUCCUGUUGGACUUUGGUGCUCGUGAACAAAUUAUGGAAGAAACCGUCCUGGAAGUCAUCGAGUGUAUUUUAUAAAUUCAUGCGUACCCUCCGUUCCCACAACACGACUUUUCCUUACGCCAGCAUGAUACAACAUGUGAACUUCGCAAUAUCGAGUCCCCAUCAUCCUGAAAUCUCAAUUCUUCCUGGCGAUGUUAAAUUAAUUUCGGAAAGAUGCAAUAAUCUGAAACAUGUGAAAUUCACUCGUGCCUUCUCGGCAGCAACAAUUUCUUCGUUCCUUGAGAAUUGCCCGGGGCUAACAUCUUUUUCUGCCAUUGGUCACAAACAGAUAUCUCUCAGUAACGCAUUAUCUCCCAUACGUGAGGGAAAAUGUUCAAAAUUAUUACACCUUGAAUUACCAGAUUGGAAACAUGAGUGUAAAAAUGAAAUCUUAAGAGGAAUUGGGAAAAAUUGUCCAAUGCUUUCAACAUUUACCACUUCGAGUAUUGUCACAAAUACCAUGGCCAGCACCAUCGUCGCUUCAUUUCCAAAUUUACAAAGUUUUACUUGCGGUACGACUACGACCGCUGGAUUUACAAUCUUGGUGUCGGGAUUACCAAAAUUAAAGUGUUUGUCACUUGUUUUUCCCUACAUAAGUUUCGAGACGGCCGCAUCAAUCUCCCAGUAUUUUCCACCACUAGAAUCAUUUAGUCUGAGAAUAAGUUCCUAUCAAGGCUUUGACCACUUUGCAAAACUAUGGGUGCAGGGUGAACAUUAUCUACGUCACUUAGAAUUGGAUUCUGCAAAUGCUUUGUCAGAUGACUCCUUCCUUCCGAUAGCAAAGUAUUGUCAGCAACUGGAGUCAAUAGAGUUGAAAGAUUGCACAAAUCUCACCGAUGUUUCAGUUUCGGCAUUGGCGAGAUGCCGGAACACGAGCUUAAAGAGGUUCACCAUCUUGAAUUGUGAUCAACUCACAGAUCUUGGAAUCUCUGAAUUAUCGGAGCAUUGUCCGAACUUGACGAGGGUCACUAUUCUUGGCUGUUUGAAUAUCACUCACAUCUCACUUUCAAAAAUUACGGAGAAGUGUCAAGGUUUGGUAGAAUUUGCCUUCACCAAUCGUCCGAGGAUGACCGCGGCCGUGGUGAUGGCCCUGGUGAGAUACGAGAGACGUAUGUUAGAGGUAUUGAAUAUCAUGUCUGACAAUCUUGCUACGGCUGAUAUCACCGUGAAGCCUCCCUAUCCGAAGUUCGAUUUAGCCUUAGUAGAAAAACUUGCUCAGACUUGUCCUUCCAUUAGAAGUUUGGGAUUAAGGUUUAACAUGGUGGGAUUGGAUUCCGAUGAAUUAAUUAACUCGAUCCAUAAAUUCCAAAAUUUGGAAUUGAUAUGUAUAGGCAAUAGUAACAAUAAGUUGUUCGAACGUGAACACAUAAAACAAUUGGAAACCCAUCGUAGAUUAAAGGAGGUUGUGUUCAUUGGUGGUGGUGGCAUGGGUGGGGAUGAAUGA
Acaulospora morrowiae is the source of this 1599-nucleotide messenger RNA. Lineage: Eukaryota; Fungi; Glomeromycota; Glomeromycetes; Diversisporales; Acaulosporaceae. The record is from the annotation of a GenBank genome assembly.